AUGAAGAUUUCUAUUCAAGUUUUCAACGAUGGUGUUUCUAACAAAGUUCUUUCCUCUUCUUACACUUCUUGUUCAACUUGGUGGAGGGAUAUCAUAAGGAUGGAGAAUUUUUCUUUUAAAGAUCCUAUUGCUGCUAAAAGUAGGAACAUAAUUCAAAAUGACUUCAGCACUCCAUUUUGGGAAGCUAAAUGGAUUGAGGAUGUCAUUUUGAAGGAGGUUUAUCCGGAUUUGUUCUUGGCAUAUUCUUUGAAGGGUGUUUCAAUUGCGGGUAUGGGGGGUUGGAAUGACGGGGAGUGGAGAUGGGGAGACUUUAGUUUAUCCACGACGGUGGCUAAUAAUUUGGAACUUUUGCCCAAUUUUUCCUCUUUGAAGGACCAGUUAGAGGAAUUUGGAGGAUUGUUAGAAGGUAGAGAUAUGGUUGGGUGGACCUUUAAUUCGGAAGAGGAUUUUUCGGUAGCGUCGUGUUAUGCUUUAUAUGCUUGUUUUUGUAUUCCUUUAGGACCACCUAAUAGGUAUGACGAGGCAUUGGGACUAGUUUGGAAAGCAGAGGUGCCUUUUAAGAUAAAGACUUUUGGUUGGAGACUUCUUGUUAAUAGACUUCCAACAAAGGACCUUUUGAUGUAUAAAGGAAUUUCAUUUCCUUUAAAUUCCUUGAAAUGUAUUCUUUGUGAUUUGGAUAUGGAAAACCAGGAUCAUACUUUUUUUAAUUGUAAAGUGUCUAAGAAAGUUUGGAGGGAGAUAACUAACUGGGUUGGUAAAUCGGAUUCGGAGAAGAAAGAGUGCUUUUCAAAUUUUAUGAAUUGA
This is a messenger RNA of Vicia villosa (hairy vetch), 804 nucleotides long. RefSeq lists its product as uncharacterized. The coding region runs from base 1 to 804 and encodes 267 amino acids. The record is from RefSeq and is a predicted model, not a curated record. The transcript has a single exon. NCBI's taxonomy places the organism in Eukaryota, Viridiplantae, Streptophyta, Magnoliopsida, Fabales, Fabaceae.